Ceutorhynchus assimilis (cabbage seed weevil) is the source of this 10017-nucleotide messenger RNA. The record is from the annotation of a GenBank genome assembly. NCBI's taxonomy places the organism in Eukaryota, Metazoa, Arthropoda, Insecta, Coleoptera, Curculionidae.
GGAAAAUCCUCUGGAAAAUUAAACCGCGGAAGCCGAAAAGCCCAUCCAGACAUGAUGGGGAAAAAAUAAAAAAGGCUCCGCGCGAAAAUGGCGGUGUAAUAAUUAAUUAAUUGAAAUUUUUCGAGUUUUGUAUUGGGAAUUUUUUUUUGGUUUUUGGUGCAAAUUUACGGAGAAAAUACGAGGAAAAUUAUAAGAGAAAUCAUGACUAGUCCGUCGCCUCAAAACAGCCCGAUGCCGCCUCCGGCGCCGCAAGCUCCCAGCCCUAUGGGGCCUCCGAACCAGAGCCCCUCGCCGCACAGCCCUUACCAGCCGCCGCCGCACAUGAACGUGCCGCCGCCGCAUUUGCAUCAGCCUCAUUUGCCGCCCGCCGGCGGUCAAGGGGGUGGACACGGACCUCCGCCGCACAUGCAGUCUCACCCUGGUAUGCCGCAACAUUCAAACCACGGAGGUCCACCUUCGCCUCACGGAGGCCCGCCACCUCCGCAACAACACAUGGGACAGCACGGCUUGCCUCCGCCGCACCCUCACCAUCAAGGACAGCCUCACCACCAAGGACAACCUCAGCCUCAGCACCAUAUGAAUUUGGGACCGCCGCCGGUGUCUCAGGCUCACAUGAUGCCACAGCAUCAGAUGCAUCAUAAUAUGGGACCACCUCAACAGAAUUCGGGGCCUCACGGACAGUAUUCUCAUCAGCCUCCUAAUCAUGGACAGCAUAGAGAACACAGAGAGAGUUCGCCGUCCCCGGGACCGCCACAGGGCAACCCUCAACACCACCAACAAAGUCAACAGCCCCAGCAUUCGCCCCAGGGACUACCUUCGCCCACCCAUCGCACCUCUCCAGGACCUGCCGCCUCUCAAGGGCAGGAAAAUUUACGAGCCCUUCAAACCGCUAUAGAUUCUAUGGACGAGAAAGGGAUGCAAGAGGAUCCGAGGUACUCGCAAUUGCUAGCUCUGAGAGCUAGAGCUAAUGGGGCCGCUGCUUUGUCUCAGAUGCAAAUGACUCAGUUGAGGAACCAAAUUAUGGCCUACCGUUACUUGGCAAGAAACCAACCGAUUCCCCAAACAAUUCUGAUGGCCCUGCAGGGAAAACGGCCGGACGGAUCUCCGUUGCAACCUCCGACUCCACCUCCUGGCCAGGAAGGUCCGAGGGACCCUUUAGAAGCUCCUCAAGAAUUACCCACCGGACCGCCAGUAUCGGCGGCUGGACCGCCUCCGCCUCAACCGAUGAGGCCGCCGCCGCCUACGAUGCCGCCUCAUCCGCAUCCUUACCAACAACACCAUGGACAUCCAAUGCAAGGACAUCAACAGCAAUAUAAGCCCCAACCUCAAAGACCAGGCCCGAUGCAAAAUGCCAAACAAGCCAGAAUAACUACGGUACCCAAACCCCUCGGCCUGGAUCCGAUUUUGUUGCUCCAAGAACGCGAAAACAGAGUGGCUGCAAGAAUCGCAGCCCGCAUGGAACAACUCACAAAUUUACCAACAGACAUGUCGGAAGAUUUACGGAUGCAAGCCCAAAUCGAACUGAGAGCUUUGAGAUGUUUGAACUUCCAACGGCAACUGCGCACCGAAAUUAUCGCUUGCACUCGACGCGAUACCACAUUGGAGAGUUCUGUUAACAUGAAAGCUUACAAAAGAACCAAAAGACAAGGCCUAAGAGAGGCCAGAGCAACUGAAAAAUUAGAAAAACAACAAAAACUGGAAGCCGAAAGGAAGCGUAGGCAAAAGCACCAAGAGUUCCUCAACUCAGUCUUGCAGCACGGCAAAGACUUUAAAGAUUUCCACAGGAACAAUCAGGCGAAAAUGGGCAAACUUAAUAAAGCCAUUUUGAACUAUCACGCCAACGCCGAAAGAGAGCAAAAGAAGGAACAGGAACGAAUUGAAAAGGAACGUAUGAGGCGGUUGAUGGCUGAAGAUGAAGAAGGCUACAGGAAGUUGAUCGAUCAGAAAAAGGAUAAAAGGUUGGCAUUUUUGUUAUCGCAAACUGAUGAGUAUAUUGCCAGUUUGACUGAGAUGGUGAAGCAACAUAAAGUUGAGCAACGGAAGAAACAGCACGAGGAAGAGAGACGCAAAAAGAGGAAACGAAAACGUUUGGCAGCCGAAGGCGUCCUAAUCCAAGACGACGAAAGCCAAGAAUCCGACAAACCGAUCACCGUAAUCGAAAUGGCAACCGGUAAAAAACUAGCGGGCGAAGACGCUCCCUUGAUGAGCCAGCUACAGAUGUGGCUGCAGCAAAACCCCGGUUGGGAAAUCGCCGACACUGACGACGAAGACGAGGACGAAGACGGAGGCGAUAAAUCGAACGAAACGGCCAAAAGCGAAGAGGACAGGGCUCAAUUAGUGAUCAAAAAAGCUAAAGUAGAAGAUGACGAGUAUCACAGAAGUAGAGAGGAGCAAAGUUAUUAUGGCAUCGCGCAUACUGUGCAUGAAAUGGUUAGCGAUCAAGCUUCUAUUAUGAUCAAUGGAAAGUUGAAAGAGUAUCAAGUUAAAGGCUUGGAAUGGUUAGUAUCACUAUACAACAACAAUCUAAAUGGAAUUCUCGCCGACGAAAUGGGCCUGGGAAAAACCAUCCAAACUAUUGCUCUUAUAACCCAUCUAAUGGAAAAAAAGAAAGUCAAUGGGCCUUUUCUUAUAAUUGUUCCCUUAUCAACAUUAUCAAAUUGGGUGCUCGAAUUCGAAAAAUGGGCCCCCUCGGUUAUAUUGGUCUCCUACAAAGGAUCUCCUGCUGGAAGGCGUCAAAUUCAAGGCCAAAUGCGCUCUACCAAAUUCAAUGUCCUUUUGACCACUUACGAGUACGUCAUCAAGGAUAAAGGAGUAUUAGCCAAGCUCCCUUGGAAGUAUAUGAUCAUCGACGAAGGCCACAGAAUGAAAAACCACCAUUGCAAGCUGACGCAAGUCUUGAACACUCACUACACCGCUCCUCAUAGAUUACUCCUAACCGGUACCCCAUUGCAAAACAAACUGCCAGAAUUGUGGGCCUUAUUAAAUUUCUUGUUGCCCUCAAUUUUCAAAAGUUGCUCCACUUUCGAGCAAUGGUUCAACGCCCCUUUUGCCACCACAGGAGAAAAAGUGGAACUCAACGAAGAAGAAACGAUUCUGAUCAUUCGACGUUUGCACAAAGUGCUGAGGCCUUUUUUGCUCAGAAGAUUAAAAAAAGAAGUUGAAUCUCAAUUGCCCGACAAAGUCGAAUAUAUUAUUAAAUGCGACAUGUCUGGGCUACAAAGAGUAUUAUACAGACAUAUGCAAAGCAAAGGUGUACUAUUGACUGAUGGAUCAGAGAGAGGUAACAAAGGCAAAGGUGGAGCUAAAGCUUUAAUGAACACAAUCGUUCAGCUACGAAAACUAUGCAACCACCCUUUUAUGUUCCAGCACAUUGAGGAAAAAUGGUGCGAUCACGUUGGAAUUUCAGGUGGCGUUAUUUCGGGUCCAGACAUUUACCGGGCUUCUGGAAAAUUCGAGCUGCUCGACAGGAUUUUGCCCAAGCUGAAGCCCACCAACCACAGAGUGUUGCUGUUUUGUCAAAUGACUCAACUGAUGACUAUAAUGGAAGAUUAUUUGACUUAUAGAGGUUUUACCUACUUGCGGCUAGAUGGUACAACAAAAGCUGAAGACAGAGCUGAUUUACUAAAAAGAUUCAACGCCAAAAAUAGUGAAUAUUUUAUUUUCCUUUUAUCAACAAGAGCCGGAGGUUUAGGUCUCAACCUUCAAAGUGCCGACACGGUUGUUAUUUUCGACUCAGACUGGAAUCCGCAUCAAGAUUUGCAAGCCCAAGACCGUGCCCAUCGUAUCGGGCAACAAAACGAAGUCAGAGUUUUACGUUUGAUGACCGUCAAUUCAGUCGAAGAGCGUAUCUUAGCUGCUGCCAGAUACAAAUUAAACAUGGACGAAAAAGUAAUACAAGCAGGAAUGUUUGAUCAAAAAUCAACCGGCUCUGAACGGCAACAGUUUCUACAAAGCAUCCUUCACCAAGACGGCGACGAUGAAGAAGAAGAAAACGAAGUCCCUGAUGAUGAAACUGUCAACCAAAUGGUAGCACGUUCCGUUGAGGAAUUCGAAUUGUUUCAAAAACUCGACUUGGAGCGGCGCAGGGAGGAAGCCAAACUUGGCGCUUUACGCAAACCUCGCCUCAUCGAAGUUAUAGAACUUCCAGAUUGGUUGAUAAAGGAAGACGAUGAAGUCGUCGAUCCUUGGAACUACGACGAAACCGAUGUGAUAAUGGGACGCGGCACUAGGCAAAGAAAAGAGGUUGACUACACCGACAGUCUUACAGAAAAAGAAUGGAUGAAAGCAAUUGACGAGACUGAUGAUGAUGAUGAAGAAGAGGAGCCGAAAAAAAAGAAACGAGGCAAGAGGCGUAAAAGGGAAGAUUCUGACAGCGAUGCAGGGCCUAGUACGAAAAAGAAAACACGAGGCAAGAGUUUAGAGGAGAGCAAACUUAAGAGGCAAAUGAAGAGGUUGAUGACUAUUGUGACAAAAUAUAAUGAUAGUGAUGGUCGUUUGUUAAGUGAGCCUUUCAUGAAACUACCUCCACGCAAAGACUAUCCAGACUAUUACGAGGUAAUCAAAAAACCCAUGGACAUAGUGAGGAUUUUGAAUCGGAUCGAGGACGGCAAGUAUACGGAAAUGGCCGAUUUGGAACGGGAUUUCAUGCUGUUGUGCCAAAACGCGCAAAUUUACAACGAGGAAGCUUCACUUAUACACGAGGACAGUAUCGUGUUGCAAUCGGUAUUUACUAAUGCCAAAGCCAGGAUUGAGAACGACGGAGAAGAAAAGCAAGUAUUAUUAGAGGCAGACGACGAUUCAGCCAACAAGUCAGACUCUGAACUAUCCGCAGUAAAAAUGAAAAUCAAAUUGGGCAAAGGUAAGAAAGUUUCGCCAUCGAAACGAAAGAGGAUUUUCAAAAAAAUUAAUUCCGAUGACGAGGACAACGAUAUUGGUAAUUUUUAAACUUAUUUGUGAGUGAAUAAUAAUUGUUGAAAUUAUUAGAAGUAAGGUAAGCACUCUUUUUGCUCAUAUUAGCCGCAAUAAUAAUAAUUUAGAAGUUUUAUUUUAAUAUAGUCGGAUACCUCUUUUCUCAUCAUUGUUCAGUUUAUUUUUAUUCACCAACAAUUAUGUGAUUAUUAAUUGUGAUACUAAAACAAGAGGUAUCCUUAAACUUAUUUGGUGCCAUUAAAUUGGAUGUGAUUAGUUUGUUUAAGUCGGUGCUCAACUUUGAAUAAUUUGUUCCUUUCUUGCACAAAUUCCUGGUUUAAUUUGUUGUUAUUAAAAUGUAAAAUUUGGCUGUUUUCUUAGCUUAUAACACUUGGGCUUAAACGUUUUACUUACCUGUAUUAGAAAUGGUGUAAUAAUAAUUCUGAAAUAAAUACAAAUUAUUGUUUUAUUUUAAUGGAACUAAUCUUCCAAAAAACUGGGAGAGUAACUGUAAACUAUCUAUAUCUGAUAUUUUUAUUUAUCAUUAUUUUACCACUACAGCGUAUCGUAUGAAUAUAAUAUGUAUGUCCCUGUAAGAUACAAUUAUUAGAGUUACAACAUGAAACUUUAUCUACUACGCCACCUUAAAACUAUUAUUAAUAAAUCAAAGUCUGAAAUAAAAUUAAAAAAAAAAAAAAAAACGAAAAUCUAUUUUGUUCAAACAUUAUAGAUUGCAACUAUCUGGCUAAAAAUACAAGUUUAUGAGAAAGGUGUAUAUAAGGCUAUUGUGGCUAGGAACUUCAGCUAAGGCCUUUACUAUGAUAUUUGGAAUAUAUGUGCCCUUUCUCUUUGAAAAACAAAUGUGCAGCGUAGCUUUAAAUUUUAAACUAAUCAUCAUCAUCAUCGUCAGAAACAUAUUUCUUAACAACCCUCUUGGGUCUGCCUCUUUUCCUCUUCUCUUUCGGCUCUUUUUCCUUCUUUUUCUUGGGAGUUGGCUCCGGCUCUUCCUCUGAUUCCAUUUUAUCAUCAUCGUCGGAAUUAUCAACUUCAAUUUUAGACCGAGCAUUAGAAAAUACCGACUGCAUCACGAUGCUGUCUUCGUGGAUGAGCGAGGCUUCCUCGUUGAAGAUUUGCGCGUUCUGGCACAAAAGCAUGAAAUCACGUUCCAAGUCGUUGAAGUCGGUAUAUUUUCCGUCGUCGAUGUAGUUCAGGAUUUUGCUUAUGUCGAUCGGUUUUUUGAUUAUUUGGAAGUAUUCCGGGUACUCUUUGCGGUUGGGUAGUCUCAUGAAUUGGUCGCUCAACUGUCUUUCAUCCCUAAGAAUAAAUGUCAAAAAUGACGCUCAUCAACUUCUUCAUCUUCCUCCUAAGUUUCGCCUCGCUAGCCGCCCCAGUCGGUUUUCUCUUCCUCUUUGAAGGCAACGAAUCAUCUUCAUCCGACUCGUCCCUUUUCCUCCUCUUCCUGCCACGCUUCUUCUUCAACUUCUCCUCCUCCUCUUCAUCAUCAUCGUAAUCUCCGUCUUCGUCGAUCGCUUUGAGCCACUCUUUUUCUGUUAAACUAUCGCCGUAGUCCACUUCUUUUCUUUGCCUGGUGCCUCUGCCCAAAAUGACGUCAUCGUCUUCGAAUUUCCACGUGUCCACUUCAUCGUCGUCCUUUACGAGCCACUCGGGAAGCUCUUCUUCUUGAAUUAAGCGACUGUUCAUUCCAACGUUGUCCUCUUCGACUUUCCUGUCCACAUCCAUUUUUUGGAAUAGUUGAAACUCGUCUUCAUUUCUAGCAACCAUUUGGUUGACAGUUUCGUCAUCUGGCACUUCAUUUUCUUCCUCUUCAUCCGUUCCAUCGUUGUGCAAAAUUGCGUGCAAAAACUGUUGACGUUCUGAGCCAGUGGAUUUUUGAUCAAACAUUCCAGCUUGUAUAACUUUCUCGUCCAUAGUCAAUUUGUAUUUGGCUGCAGCCAAAAUACGCUCCUCAACUGAAUUAACUGUCAUCAAACGUAAAACCCUAACUUCGUUUUGUUGUCCGAUCCUAUGGGCACGAUCUUGAGCCUGCAAAUCCUGAUGCGGAUUCCAAUCAGAGUCGAAGAUUAUAACAGUAUCCGCGGUUUGUAGAUUCAACCCCAAACCGCCUGCUCUUGUCGAAAGUAAAAACAAGAAAAAGUCGCUGCCUUUUUCGUUGAAUUUUCUCAAUAAUUCCCCUCUGUCCUCGGCCUUGAUUGUACCGUCCAAACGCAAAUACUUGAAUCCUCUCCAAUUAAGAUAAUCUUCCAUUAUAGUCAUUAGCUGAGUCAUCUGACAGAAAAGCAACACUCUAUGGUUGGUGACUUUUAGUUUAGGCAAAAUGCGAUCUAGAAGCUCAAACUUGCCAGAGGCCCUAAACGUAUCAGGCCCUGUCAUAAUGCCUCCAUGAAUACCAACAUGCUCGCAAUACUUUUCCUCAAUAUUCUGAAACAUAAAGGGAUGGUUACACAAUUUCCUCAAUUGCACAAUGGUGUUCAUCAGCGCCUUCGAACCACCCUUGCCCUUUGAGCCAUGGCCCCGUUCAGAACCAUCAGUGAGCAAAACCCCUUUACUUUGCAUGUGUUGAUACAAGACCUUUUGCAAUCCACUCAUGUCACACUUGAUAAUAUACUCAACCUUUUCUGGCAAUUGAGAUUCAACCUCUUUUUUCAAUCUUCUAAGCAAAAAGGGCCUUAGAACUUUGUGCAAACGACGAAUAAUCAAAAUCGUUUCUUCCUCGUUGAGUUCCACUUUUUCUCCUGUUGUGGCAAAAGGGGCAUUGAACCAUUGCUCAAAUGUGGAGCAACUUUUGAAAAUUGACGGCAACAAGAAGUUUAACAAGGCCCACAAUUCUGGUAAUUUAUUUUGCAAGGGGGUACCAGUCAACAACAAUCUAUGUGGUGCCAAAUAAUGAGUGUUUAAAACCUGUGUCAACUUACAAUGAUGAUUCUUCAUUCUAUGACCCUCAUCAAUAAUCAUGUACUUAAAAGGCACUUUCGAAAGUACGCUUUUAUCCUUAAUAAUAUACUCAUAAGUAGUAAUCAAAACGUUAAACUUAGCUGCUCUCAUUUGAGUUUGUAUGGUGCGUCUGGCUCCAGGAGUGCCUUUAUAAGAAAUUACUUGUACUGAAGGGGCCCAUUUUUCAAAUUCCAACAUCCAAUUUGACAUUGUAGACAGGGGCACUAUAAUCAAAAAUGGCCCCAUUAUUUUCUUCCUUUCCAUCAAAUGGGUAAUCAAGGCAAUUGUUUGAAUGGUUUUACCUAGACCCAUCUCAUCAGCUAAAAUCCCAUUUAAAUUGUUGUUGUACAAAGACACCAUCCAUUCGAGGCCUUUGACUUGAUAUUCUUUGAGUCUUCCAUUGACCAUUAUUGAAGCUUGCUCUGUUACCAUUUCAUGGACAGUAUGGGCAAUCGAGUAGUAAGUUUGCUCUUCCUUAGCGUUUCUCUGAUAUUCGUCAUCUUCAAUUUUAGCUUUUUUAAUUAUUUGUGUGGCUUCGUCGUCGUCGCACUCCUCAUCUUUAUUGUUUCUAUUGUCAUCGUCUUCAUCGUCUUCGUCGUCGGUGUCAAUCAUUUCCCAUCCAGGAUGAGAUUUGAGCCAUUCUGGAAGUUCUCUGAAGGUAGGGGCGUUUUCGCCUUUGACUUUUUUGCCAGUGGCAACUUCAAUUACGAUUACUUUACGGUCAGGCUCUGCCAUUCUUUGCUGGCGCUUCUUCCUUCUUUCUUCUUCUCGUUUUUUGUAAGCUUGCUCUUCUUUGUGCUGUCUUACCAUUUCAGUUAAGCUAGCAAUAUAUUCGUCAGUUUGUGACAAUAAAAAGGCCAAACGUUUGUCUUUUUUCUGGUCAAUCAAUUUCCUGUAGCCUUCUUCGUCUUCAGCCAUCAACCGCCUCAUACGUUCCUUUUCAAUCCGUUCCUGCUCCUUCUUUUGCUCUCUUUCAGCAUUGGCAUGAUAAUUAAGUAUAGCCUUGUUGACUCUAGCAAGUUUUACUUGUGUAGCCUUAUGGAAUUCCCUAAACUCUUUAGCAUGUGUCAAUACAGAAUUGAGGAAUUCUUGAUUCUUCUGCCUGCGCUUUCUCUCAGCUUCUAGUUUUUGUUGUUUUUCCAAUUUUUCAGUUGCUCUUGCCUCUCUUAGACCUUGCCUUUUAGUCCUCUUAUAAGCCUUCAUAUUAACUGCAGUUUCCAAUGUAGUAUCUCUUCUAAUGCAGCCCAAAAUCUCGUUUCUGAGUUGUCUUUGGAAGUUCAAGCAACGCAACGCUCUCAAUUCAAUUUGGGCCUGUAAACGCAACUUGUCGCUUAUAUCAGAAGGCAAAUUGCUGACUUGUUCAAUUCUAGCAGCGAUUCUUGCAGCAACACGAUUUUCUCUUUCUUGUAAAAGUACAAUGGGAUCGAUACCACAAGGUUUAGGCAUUGUAGUGAUUCUGGUUUGUUUGCCUGCGGGCACCAUUUGGCCUCCAGUAGGUCUUUGUUGGGGUUUGUUCGGAUCGGCCGGGGCUUCGCCUUGUGGUUGAUCUUGCGAAAAAGGACUGGACGGAGGCGUCGGAAAUUGCGGAGUACCAUCGGCUCUUUUACCUUGGAGUCCCAUCAAAACUUGAUGCGGCACCGGCUGAUUUCUUGCCAAAUAUCUAUAGGCCAUAAUUUGAUUUCUCAACUGGCUCAUUUGGAUACCACUCAAUACGGAAUUGCCUUGCGUCUGAACAGUACGAGCUCGCAAAGCAAGCAAUUGCGAGUACCUCUGGUCGUCUUGCAUGCCUUUUUCUUCCAUCGUGUCGAUGGCUUUUUGCAAGGCGUUUAGAUUUUCCGAAGUGGGGCCCGCUGGUCUAGGACUUUGUCCGGGGGGCGGUUGUUGUUGCGGAGGUGGACCUGGCGAUGUUGGGUUUUGUCGCUGAGGUGGCGGAUAGCCUGGAUAAGGUUGUUGUUGAGGCGGUAGGCCUUGUUGAGGCGGUAGGCCUUGUUGAGGCGGUAGGCCUGGUUGAGGCGGCGCACCAUGCUGGGGCGGCAUGGAGUGAGGCGGUGGGCCACCAGGGUGCUGUUGUUGCGGGUGGGGUGGGUAUUGGCUUGGUGGUGGACCUACUUGUGGGUGAGGUGGGUAGCCUUGGUGGGGUGGAGGGUGCUGAAAAAG